This is a messenger RNA of Magnolia sinica, 2592 nucleotides long. Its product is annotated as transcription termination factor MTEF18, mitochondrial-like. The transcript has 2 exons. Gene Ontology annotation, biological process: chloroplast organization; regulation of DNA-templated transcription. NCBI's taxonomy places the organism in Eukaryota, Viridiplantae, Streptophyta, Magnoliopsida, Magnoliales, Magnoliaceae. Gene Ontology annotation, cellular component: chloroplast. Gene Ontology annotation, molecular function: double-stranded DNA binding. Bases 286 to 2055 code for a protein of 589 amino acids. The record is from RefSeq and is a predicted model, not a curated record.
GAAUGACCAGAAUGCCCCUACCAAAACCCUUUCUUUGUUAGAAAAGACCUUUUGCGCCAGAGCCAAGACAGUAAUGGCUACUCAGAAGAAGAAGAAGAAAGGGAAGGAGGGGAGGGGCAUUCAAUCACAGAAUCAAGAAUCAGAUUGUUCAUACCUCUCCAGAUUUUCCAACGGAAGGGAAAUUGAAAAAAAAAAAAACCCAUAAAAAUCUAAGGUAAGAAUUUCAAAUCCAACGGCUAGAGCUUUUCCUUCUCUAUCCAUCUCUCUUCUGCAAAUCUCACGAAAAUGGCCAUGACCAAUUUCCAGAUAUCCAAAACAUCAUCCAUUCUCAAAUGGGUUUUGUCAAUUUCUACAGAAAAACAUCUAAAACCAUCAAAAUCCCCUUUUUCUGAACGCUGUAGAGCUUUCUACCCUGUAAAAAUCCCAUUUUGUUACAUCACUAUAUCUCUUUUCAGUUCACAACAUGCACUUUCGGAGGUGGGCCCAACACCCGGUUCCCAAACCGUAAGCCGAAACUCCAAUACUCACCGAACCGAAGCGCAAGCUGCUCUAUUGGACUACUUCCACUGCACCAAAGGUUUGAAUUUCUUCGACGCUGAGCACAUGAGCAUGAAUUCGCCAAUUUUCCUCAGAAAGCUUAUCAAAAAUAUCGAAAACGAGAAAGAAACCAGGCAGGCAUUAGCCAGGUUCCUUCAAUUCCACCCCAUCAACGAAUUCGAGGCUUUCUUUGAGAGCUUGGGUUUGGAACCGUUCGAGGUAUCUGCGCUUCUGCCAUGUGAUUCAAUAUAUCUCAGCAAUCCCUUGCUUACGAAUGUUCAUGUCCUGUGUAACUACGGAAUUCCACGUAGCAAGGUUGGUAGGAUUUAUAAGGAAGCAGCAGAGGUUUUCAGGUAUGAGGGUGGAGUGUUGGGCUCAAAAAUCCAGGCUUAUGAAAAACUGGGUCUGAGCAAAGCUAGUACUAUCAAGCUCAUCGUUUCGAGCCCUUCUCUUUUGAUUGGUGAUGUUAAUACAGAGUUUGUUAAGAUAUUACUGGAACUGAAGAGUUUGGGAAUUGAUUAUGAUCGGAUUUUGGGGCAUUUUUCCGAAAAGAAUUCAUAUGACUGGAACAAAAUGCUUGGAACAUUGCAUUUUUUAAGUCAAAUGGGGUAUAGUAAGGAAGAACUCGGAGGGAUUUUAAUAAGGAAUUCUGGGUUUUUGUUAGAUGGUUCAGGGAGUACAACAUAUUCUCUGAUUGGGCUGCUCUUGAAACUGAGUGUUACGAUGAAAGAGAUCAUGGGCUUGUUUUUGCAAUUCCCUUGUGUUCAAGUCAGUAGUUUCGUCGAGAAUUUGCGGCAAGGUUUGAAGUUUAUGAUUGAGAUUGAAAUGGAGGCUGAAGAGAUUGGAAACAUUGUCCGUUCUCACCCACAAGUAUUGGGUUCGUGUUCUUUGAAGAAGCCUAACAGCUUGUUUGCAAAAUUGAAUGUUGGGAAGAAACGUUUGUGCGGAAUAAUAAAGGAGGAUCCCAACCAGUUGAAGAAUUGGGUUUUGGGAUCAAAGAUUAGCCGUUUGCCUAAAUCCAACAAGGAUCAAAUAUCAUUGAUGCAGAAGACAGCAUUCUUUAUGAGUUUGGGUUUUGCCGAGAACUCAGACGAGAUGAAAAGGGCGCUAAAGGUCUGUCGAGGGAAAAGUGUCGAACUACAAGAGAGAUUUGAUUGUCUUGUGAAUGCUGGAUUGAAAUGGAAUGAUGCUUCUAACAUGAUCAAGGUCACCCCACAGAUUCUGAACCAGUCAAGAGAUUUGAUCGAGAAGAAGAUCAGUUUUCUUGUAAACUGUGUCAGUUACCCGUUAGAGUCAUUAGUAGCAUUUCCUUUAUAUGUGUCAUAUACAAUUGAGAGGGUCAAACUGAGGUAUUUAAUGUAUAACUGGCUCAAGGACGAAGGAAUGGUGAGUCCUGCAUUGGCUUUAAGUACAGUCCUUGCAUGUUCAGAUAAGACAUUUAUAUUACGUUUUGUGAAUCGUCACCCAAAGGGUCCUGAGGUUUGGGAAAAAUUCAGGAAAGAAUUGUCUUCAGGCUAAGCAUUAUCUUUUACUCAGCAUUUUAGUAUUGGAAAUAUUACCGAUUUUGUAUGUCUUUCUCACAUGCCAUUAACUAUUUAUUAUGAUGAGAGAGGAUCUAGUGCUGAAUGCUUAUAUCUUAGCUAUCAGUCACUCUAUCUUAUUACAUGCGGCACACAUGCAAGAAAUUUGGAUCAUUCAUUAGAUGGGUCGUACUCUGCAUGGGUGAUGCCUCAAAAAUCACAAUGGUGAGGUGGUUCUAGCUGCCAAUUGAGUAUUUACCAUUGGUUAGACUCUUUUUUAACUGUCCAUUUGUAACCAUUACAAGCCCUCAAAUCUAGGGCAAAGGAUCAUCCAACUGGUGGGAUGCAAUCUAGGGUACAACCCAACAGAUUAAUGGGUCCGGAUCUUGUACACAUGUACACAUGUAGAGAGAUAAGAGUGCUUGAUAACUAAGAUAUAAUCAUCAGCACUGCAUACUGUUCCUUUGUAAUUGAGGCUAUCUAUUAGUAAACUUCAUUUGGCAUAUGGACAACAUUCCUCCCAUGUAGGGCAAAA